AUGACUCUAGUCUUCUCUGUGCUUUGUUUCUCGAUUGCCUUUGCACCGUCGUUGGCUAUUUUUAUCAAACUUGUUACACAUGAUGCUUUACGAGUAAUAUUGUUCUUCCUAGGGUGAGUUUUUUAUGUGUUCUUGAGUUAAACAGGAUCGUGAAGAUGUAUUUGACAUGAUAAGAACAUUUACGUUCAUCUGAGGAGCCCUGUGACGCUUUUAUGAAAAUUGUUUAUGUUACACUGGAUGCCUAAUUGAAAAAUCUUCUCGUUGCAGCUCAUUUUUCUGGUUAUUAUCAAUUCUGCUGUCCGGUGCUAUUGCCUUCGUCCUUCCAAGCAUAGUUCCAGCUGUUUUUCUCUCCGCAUUAAUUCAGGAGUCCGCCAGGGCCGGCUAUUUUCUCCUUCUUCAUCGAGCUCAGCGGUCUCUGGCAGAGGUUGCAACUGGCCGCUUCUCUAGUCUGAAGACCUCUCUGGCCCACCGGCAUGUCCUGGCGGUGGUUUGUGGACUGGGGUUCGGCGUUACGGCCGCCCUGUUUUUGUUGGUCAACGUUUUGGCAGAUUAUUCUGGACAUGGAGUUGUUGGACUGCCGGCUAGUGUUCCUGAGGUAAUAUUUUCUCACUGUUUUUUGUUUCUGAUUUUAGAUUAUGAGUUAAAGAAGGGUAUGAGACAGUUUUUUGCCCUUUAAGCGGGCUAUUUUGGACGACAACCAACAAUUUUUUCAUCUGUAGUCUAAAACGACAUUAUCGUCAAUAUUUAUCUAUUUUGCAAUUUCAACACCUGAAGUUUAUAUUUUCAGAUAGCCAAGAACCUACCAAUCAAGUUGACGAAUGAGGACGCUGGGUUUCCGCUGAGUUACUCUCUCAGCAACUCGAUUCUUGUCCUAGACCAUAUCGCCUGGAAUAUUGUUCUUUGGGAUGCUUGCCACAACCGAGCCAAUCGUCUUAGCCGGAACUGGAUGGUCGGUGCAGCUUGUCCAGUCAUUCUUCACCUCAUCAACAAUGCUAUUUCACUGGCGCCGGACCAUCUUCGGGUCUUCAUCAUCCUGUCUCAAGCUCUGGUUCUUCUCCUCAGCAGUGCCCACGCUUACUUGGUGGUGAAAAAACCUGUCCAGUUUCGCGGUUUGGCUACCUUCCUUGGUGUCGCUGUUGCACCCGAAAUGCAUUCGGAUUGA
This is a messenger RNA of Bursaphelenchus xylophilus (pine wood nematode), 1162 nucleotides long. Lineage: Eukaryota; Metazoa; Nematoda; Chromadorea; Rhabditida; Aphelenchoididae. The record is from the annotation of a GenBank genome assembly.